Messenger RNA from Maudiozyma barnettii, 4266 nucleotides. It is a transcript of the gene TRM732, whose product is annotated as tRNA methylation protein TRM732. Gene Ontology annotation, biological process: tRNA methylation. Gene Ontology annotation, cellular component: cytosol. Lineage: Eukaryota; Fungi; Ascomycota; Saccharomycetes; Saccharomycetales; Saccharomycetaceae. The record is from RefSeq and is a predicted model, not a curated record. Bases 1 to 4266 code for a protein of 1421 amino acids. The transcript has a single exon.
AUGGAUCAAAUUAUAAAAGAAGCAAAGGCAUAUCUGUUACAGAGAGAUAUUGUCAAUAGAAUUAAAGAGGAUAAUAGUGAUGGAACCGUCGAUACACUGAUAACUAUUUUUGAAAAUUUAUUAAAGCCUAUCAAGGAUAACUCAAUUACGUUAAGUGAUUCGUACAGAUUAAUUUUAAUUGAUACAUUUUCAAUAUGGAUGGUGAGAUCUACAAAAAUUAUUCAAAAUAAAAAGAUCAACAGUGUACGCUUUUCCAAUGUAAUUGCAAGUGAACUAUUAUCAAACGAGAACCGCAAUGCACUUCUUCGAUAUAUCAUAGAUUUUUGGUCAGAUAGUACACCCACAUUGAGCAAUGCAUUAAGAGAUUUAUUGAACAAACUAUUGACCUUACUAAAGAUUAUUCUUUCAGAUGCACAAUAUAAUGCGUAUUUGUCAUUUUGGCUUGAUAAUAUUUUAACAGUCCCUUCGUUGUUACGUAUUCAUUAUAACCUGAUUGAAAUUUUUGCAAUUGAUUUAGAUAUGUACACUAUGUUGAAGAAGAGACCUCAUUUUAUAAAAAGUGCCCUAGAUGAAAUAUCUAAGGAAUCCUUAUCCAAUGCCAUCGGGAAAUGUUUAGUCAAUGUGUUAGUCAAUAUAUACAAAAUGCAUUUUGGAAAUGAGAUUAAAAAUAUUCUGCCAUGGACAUCAUUGUGGAAUGAACCCACCCUUUCUAACCUUCAAAAGAUAAAAUAUACAAAACCUAUAUCGUUAUAUUUUUUAACGCCGUUAUUUAAGAGUAUGCCCUCCGAGGCAUUUAUUCAAUUUCUACAAAGCAAGGAUUUUCAAAAUAAUCCAGCUUUAUUGUUAUCAUUAUUGAAAAUUGGUCAAAAUAUCUCAGUUGAAGAACCUUUCCAUGAUAGUAAAUUAAUUUCUCUGGAACAACUAGAAUGCUUUCUUCAAACAGAUGAAUAUAAACUUGCUACAUUUGAAAUUCUGACUUUCGCAAGUAAAAAAUCUAAAUCUGUACAACCUUAUAUCUUCGACAUUAUUAAACGGAACUUGAGAAUAUUCUUCGUGGAUGUAGAAUUAGAAAAUAGAAACUACUUCAUAAGUUCUUUCAAGAAUUUUAUUAUAAGAAUAAGAGAUUCUGCUUAUGCUCUGAACAGACAAUUAUUAAAACUCCAAAAGGUAAAGAAGUUUCCUGAGGAACAAUCUGAUUUGCAAACAUAUUUAGAUCAGUAUUUGUCAUUUCUGAGUUGGAUCGUCAAGUUCUUGAAAAGUGAAAUGAUACCAGGUAUUCAAUACCAUAGAAAAUUAAUGUCAAUACAAAUCAUGAAUGUACUAAUUUGUUCUGGUAUCGACAAAGAUAUCCCGGAAGAAUAUCUGUACAAACAAGAACCGAGGGAAUAUCCAUUUGAUGUAUCGUUGAGCAAGGAUGAAACAAUAUUUAGGCUUCUAGUAGAUAAUCUUUCUGACAACAUUCCUGAUAUUCGUAAAUUAUCAAAAGAAACUUUAUUAAUGUUCAACAAAUCUCAAACAUCCCAAUCCAUAUUAGCGAAAAUUGAUAUCCCACAUUUUACCGAUGUAAUGCAUAACAAUAUGGAGAUUUACCAAAACGUGGAUAUUGCAGCCACAUUAGAGUCCUUUUUAUUUCAUAUUAUACCAGACCAAUCAAGCUAUUUAAACAAUCUUCUUAAGAAAAUAGAUCUGGAAGUCGCAAAAGUGCAACGUGAUUACAUAUCUAAUGUCAACAAUAAAAUUAGUAGCUACUUAUCAUCGCUGAGUCUAAUUUUAAACGAAUUAGAUUUAAAUGCCCUUACUAUCACUAUUGAAAUAAUAACUAAACAUGUUUGGGAUAUCGUAUUAGAUGUUUGGGAAUUAGUUAGAGACAUAUUAUGCUACGAUGCAUCAGAUAGUUUAGUUCCGCAGCAGUUUCUAAAUAGCGGUGUAUCAGACCAAGUGUUAUCUAGUUAUGCAUAUAGAUCAGUUAAAGAAAUAUCUGCUAUAUUAAUUGUCCUACUAGAUAAAUAUCCUCUUUCAGAACAUAUAUUGAUGUCAAUUGGUGACCUGUUAAUCGAUCAAUUAUUUUCCAUUCGUCAUAGUGGUGCGUUUCAAGCCGUACUGCCUAGUUUUAAGGAAUGUUGCAUAAGAUGUGAAAAGAAUCUUCCUGCUCAACUAGAAAUGUGGUUAACUUUGAUAUUAGAGGAACUCCAAACAAAAACGCAGCAUAUUACGAGAAGAUCGGGUGGGCUGCCAUUUUUAUUAACAAAUAUUUUACGUGCUGAGACAGACAAACAAAGACCCAAAUUAAAGAAUGUCUUUUCUACCCUAUUUGAGAUGGCUAAUUUAAAGAUUCCAGAACAUCAGGAUAAAUUGGACCUUCCCCAAAUAAAUGCUUUUAAUUGUAUUAAAGCUAUAUUUAUUGAAUCUACUUUAUCUGAUUCUUGUCAACCAUAUGUCGCUGCCGCUCUGCAAUUAUCGUUCAAAUAUUUUACUUCCGACAUAUGGGCUCUUAGAAACUGUUCUUUAAUGCUAUUUACUUCUAUUCAAAAUAGAAUUUUCGGAAAGUCUGGUAAAGCCUUAAGUGCUCGACUAUUUUUCACAAAGUAUUCAGGUAUCAAGGAGUCAAUGUUAGAAAUUUUAGCAUCAACUAAUGCAUGCAACACUCCAGGAUCACAAGAUCAGUUCAAAUAUGAAUCCAUUUUCCUAGCACUAAACAUUUUACUUUCAAUAAAAUCCAAUCCUGGUUCAGGCGAAUUGGAUGACAUGCUAAACGAAGUUGAAAAAUUCCUUUGUGACGGCAAUUGGAAGAUCCGUGAUGUUGCAGCCAGGGUCAUAGCAUCUCUGCAUCAGGAUCCAUUCAUGAAGGCAUUAUCGUUGAUAAAAAAGCCAGCGCUAUCAAACCAAAAUCUAUUACAUGGUUCAUUGUUUACUGUCUAUUACGUUAUCAACGAUAUAUCUACUUAUGAUGACACCAAUGAUAGUAAGAGUUACACUACCCUUGUCAAUAUGUUAUUUCAAGAAUCCUCUUUGUUUACAAAGGAAAAUAUAUGUUUUCAAACAAGUAUGACCUAUCUCAAAAUAAUUAAGUUGGUACUUCAGAAAUCGCCAGACACAAUAUCAAAUAUAUCUUCCAACUUCUUCGAUAACCUAAAGAUAUAUUUCUUAUAUCAUAACUCCUUUCCAGAAACAGAUGGAAGUAAACAAUUGUGUCUAUCGACCGCACUUGACAUUCUUUUGGCUUAUGGACCAAGUGAAAUAGUCUUCAUGUUGUGCGAUAACAGUAUCCACUCAAGUUUAUAUGAAGUUCAAGAUACUGCCAUUCAAUUUAUUAUUGACUAUGAUUUAUUGAGAAUGCUCGAUGACAAUGAAAAAAAUAAACUUGUAGAACAACUACUCCAGUUAUUACAAAUAGAUAAGACUCUUCCAAAUGUCAAGGCUUCUGCAGUGAAAGCUCUAAAAGGAGUCGAACAAGGUAUUGACAAAAAUCUUGCUCUAUCACUUAUCAAUUCAGAAAAUUCAAGAACUAUGAAACUAGCUGUGCUAGAAAUCUUAGGUUCAACAACUUCCGCCACUGAUUUUGAUUCAUACUGGGAUAUAAUAGCUGGAUAUGCGAAGGAUUCUUCUAGUGAGGAUACUAGAUUAUCAGUUUUACGUUCUGUGGAGAAUUUUUCAAAAAAUACGCAAGAAGUAAAGGUGUUGACUCUUAUUCAUAAAAUGUUGAGCGAUGAUGAUAUUGAUAUUAGGAAUGAAGCUGCUCGUUUUAUUAAUCAGGAAUUACUCAAUAAAGAGGAACCUCCAUUAGAGAUAAGUGCUGUUGUAACAUCUUCAAAGCUGUAUGAUUUGUUAAGUAAAUAUUGCACAGACAUGGAAAUUAAGGAAUGUUUAAGUAAAGAGGUGAUGAAGUAUCUUUCCAGUAACAAUAUAUUUUUGCAGUUAACUGAACAGACACAUAUUUUAUUCAACGCUGAAGAAGAUAAUCAAUAUAGGAAUAAUAUCGAAUUAAUAUCUGAGUACAUUUCAAUUUUAAAAAAAUAUGACGUUUCAGAGGAGCUAUUCGUUUACUGCCAAGAUUUUUUAACUGAUUUAAGUAAUAAUAUCAACAAAGACAAAAUAGUUGAUGGUCCUCAAGGAUGGCUCUCGAGCCCGUUCCCAUUUUCAAUCAUAAUUUUGUUACAAAAAAUUGUUGAAUUGUUUAUGCCAGACAAAUCGGAGGAAUUAAACCUAAUAUUAAAUGGUUGCCACGUACAUCCAAUUGUUUCAGAAUAUGUAUAUAUCGAUAAUUAA